CGCCACACGACAAACCAGCAGCUUUGUGUUGCCUCUGCUGCACGGUUUUCGUUCGGUGUCUACAACGAUCGACUGAUGUUUAUAGCGUGUAGUGUUUCUGUUAUCGCUGGAUGCAAUUGUUACUAUUGAUUUAAACGAAAAGCUGCUGUCGCUUUCGAACGCAGUCGACCGCGAACGCUAGCUGUUCAGCAUCAUGCAGCGUGUAUCCGGCGCAAUUUUUUGUACGAGAUUUGUGUCAGUGAUUGCGGGUUUUUAAAAUCGGCGGGUGAAAUUAUUAAAACAGUCGAUCUAGUGGCGUCUAAGGACACCGUUUCUAUCCAAUAAGUAUAUUCUAAUUGGUACUCAAUGUUCGGUUCAUCACAAUGAAGACGAAGACGAAGAUGAAUUUUCUUCUAUUAUUAGUUGCGGUUUUCGCGUUUCGGGUUAAUAGUUUAAAGACUGUGUCAGUUAUACCUCACGAUGCUCACCCCGGUUACAGUAUAAAGACGUUCGAUCCUAAUUGCGGCAUCAAUUAUCACUUAAUGGAGUCAGACUUUUCUCAGUUCUUCGCGUUAGUUGAAGACGGCUCCGUUAUGACCACUUCGGAUGUCAGUCCACUCGUGAAUCGGCCCAUAAAUCUCGUGGUUCUCGAAGAAGCGAACAACAACACUAUUAAACACAAUUUACAAUUGUACGUGUUGGAUAGGCGGAACAUGCUUAGCUUCAACGUUGAUGACUACGAAGAUUCAGGACACGUUACCGAGAACAAUCCUGUAGGGACCAGAGUCUCAGGCAUUCCUAUGCUCACGGCUGCCAGGGGAUUGAUUUCUACGCCCGUCAGUUACAGUAUCAUCUCUGGAAAUACAGCCCAGGCCUUUCAGCUUCAAGAUAGUGUCACAUUAGAUAUACUACCUAAUGUUACUGUUACGAAUAGUUCUGCUGGAGUUUAUGUAGUCACAUCCCAGGUUCUUGAUAGAGAAGAAAACUCCAAAUACAUUCUCACGAUCCAAGCCGUUGACUCCAAAGGCAUCGAUAAAGCUGUGACGCAUGUUGCAGUUGAGGUCGACGAUGAGAACGAUAAUUGUCCAGUGUUUACCCAGAAAGUUUACCGAUUUGUUGUGGGAGACGGUGACGGUAAAGAUGCUGAUAAUGUUACCACGAGUUGGAAGCGGUUCGCGUCUAUCGGGAAAGUUGAAGCUACAGAUGCCGAUGGUGAUAAAAUAGCUUAUCGCCUGGUCACCCCAAGCAACUUGCUUGUAAUUGUUCCGCAAACUGGCGAUUUACUUUUAACUGAAGAACCACCUGUCGAAGUAGAUACCGAGUUAGUAGUUGAAGCUCAUGAUCUCCGGUCACCAAGCUGCACGUCUCCUCGGCCAGCCCAAAUUCUGUUUCAUUAUAAGCCUCAAUCCAAAAUCGAAUUGGAUUUGGACUUGCAACGACUCGAACAAAGGGAGUUGAAACGUGAUAAACGGAGGGUGACCCGAGCUGUUAGGCCUACGAAAAGGAUAGAAUUCACCGAGGCUGAUGGUGACACCGAAGGAAAAAGUGUGUUUCAGUUAGAAAAGGAAACUGACAAAGAAACUUUCAAAAUUCGAGAUGAAAAUCCUUGGGUGACGGUGGAACCAAACGGAUCUGUUAGAGUAAAAAAGAAGUGGGACUACGAAGAACUAGGACCUGAAAAAACGAUAGACUUUUGGGUCACAAUAACGAACGCAGAGAAAGGGGUUCCAGAUCGAUUGAUACUAAAAUGCUACACGGACAAUCAACGCGUCAUUAUCCACGUGCGGGAUGUGAAUGACGAACCACCCUAUUUCAUUAACCGUCCUUUGCCUAUGCAAGCUGUGGUGCAGCUGAACGCACCCCCCAACACACCGGUAUUCACCCUCCAAGCAAGAGACCCCGACACGGAUCACAACAUUCAUUACUUCAUUGUGAGAGAUCGGACAGGGGGAAGAUUUGAAGUAGAUGAGAGGUCAGGUGUUGUUCGAACUCGCGGCACAGACACUUUUCAGUUGGAUAUGGAAUAUGUGCUUUAUGUAAAAGCUGAGGACCAAAAUGGAAGGGUUGACGAACGAAGAUAUCAAUCUACAGCGGAAGAAAGGCUUUCAAUUGUCGGAGGAAAAAGAGCCCCGCAAUUCUAUAUGCCUAGCUACGAGGCUGAAAUACCGGAGAACCAGAAAAAAGACUCGGACAUAAUUUCAGUGAAAGCCAAGUCAUUCGCUGAUAGAGAGAUCCGAUAUACAUUAAAAGCCCAAGGUCAAGGAGCAGGGACUUUCAACAUUGGUCCUACAUCUGGAAUUGUAAAACUUGCAAAAGAACUUGAUUUUGAAGAUCUCCGUCAACCCCACGUUUACUCACUUGUGGUAACUGCAACCGAAGAUUCAGGUGGAUUUUCAACGUCAGUUGAGCUCACAAUUCGUGUCACGGAUGUCAAUGAUAACGCUCCAAAGUUUGAAUUACCAGACUACCAAGCUCACAACGUUGACGAAGACAUUCCGCCAGGUACAAGCAUCUUAAAGGUCAAAGCAGUGGAUAGCGACAGUGGCGCAAACGCAGAAAUCGAAUAUUCGGUUUCGGAUGAUCACUUUAGUGUCGAUCCAAGCGGAAUCAUUUCAAAUAACAAACAAUUGGAUGCCGAUAACAACAAUGCAUACUACGAGUUCGUCGUGACAGCCAAAGAUAAAGGUGAACCUGCUAAGACAGGCACAGCAACAGUUCGUGUGUAUACGAAAAACAAGAAUGAUGAAGAACCAAAAUUCUCACAGCAAGUAUACACGCCAAACGUUGAUGAAAACGCUGGUCCAAAUACACUAGUGACAACUGUUGUGGCUUCCGAUAAAGAUGGAGAUAAUGUUCGAUUUGGCUUUGUUGGAGGUGGUACAAGUUCUGGUCAAUUUGUCAUUGAAGAAAUAACUGGUGUGAUACGUCUACACGGGAAAUCUAUUUCAUUGGAAAGAGACAAAUACGAACUGAAUGUUACUGCAAUGGAUGACGGAUCUUGUUGUGUAGAUGGAGAAAAGACCAUUCACACUAGCACGGCCGUUGUUGUAGUGUUUAUUACUGAUGUAAAUGACAACAAACCGAUUUUUAAAGAUUGCGGAACGUACUAUCCAAAGGUUGAAGAAGGCGCUCCAAAUGGAUCACCAGUUAUUAAAGUCCAUGCUACAGACGAGGAUAAAGGUGUUAAUGGUCAAGUCAAGUACUCCAUUGUGCAACAACCAAAUCAAAAGGGAACAAAGUUUACCGUAGAUGAAGAAACCGGUGAUGUCUCAACUAAUAAAGUGUUUGAUCGUGAAGGAGACGACGGAAAAUUUGUAUCAGUAACAGUUAAGGCUACUGAUCAAGGAGAACCUUCAUUGGAAGGAGUGUGUUCGUUCACAGUCGAAAUAACUGAUAUGAAUGAUAAUCCACCGCUAUUUGACCGUCAGAAAUACGUUGAGAAUGUUAAACAAGACGCAAGUAUAGGUACAAAUAUUCUACGAGUUUCCGCGUCCGACGAAGACGCUGAUAAUAACGGCGCAAUAAUAUAUUCACUGAGUGCUGGUUCAAACCCUCAAGAUCUGGAGUAUUUUGAAAUUCAGCCAGAGUCUGGCUGGAUAGUCCUCAAGAAGCCACUUGACCGAGAAACGUACAAGCUGGAGGCCACGGCCCAAGACAAAGGCUAUCCGCCCUUGUCCCGAUCCGUCGAAGUUCAGAUAGAUGUCGUGGACCGCGCGAACAACCCGCCCGUGUGGGACCACGCGGUCUACGGGCCCAUCUACAUAAGAGAGAACCUCCCGGUCGGGGCUAAAGUUGUUUCAGUCAAAGCCAGCUCGGGUAUCGAAAACAACCCCACAGUCUUACCGCCUGAUGCCAGGGUCAACCGCUCAAACCAACAAGUACCACACGUUUUAUCUCCAGCAACGUCCCGACAAUGGAUUCACAUGGGCAGAUAUCAAAGUCAACCAUCCAUUAGAUUACGAAACAAUUAAAGAGUAUAAUUUAACUAUACGUGUUGAGAAUAAUGGUGCUCAGCAACUGGCAUCAGAAGCAACCGUAUACAUAAUGCUAGAAGACGUAAAUGAUGAAAUACCCCUGUUCACAGAA
This is a messenger RNA of Agrilus planipennis (emerald ash borer), 4065 nucleotides long. Its product is annotated as neural-cadherin. Lineage: Eukaryota; Metazoa; Arthropoda; Insecta; Coleoptera; Buprestidae. Gene Ontology annotation, molecular function: calcium ion binding. Gene Ontology annotation, biological process: homophilic cell-cell adhesion. The record is from RefSeq and is a predicted model, not a curated record. Gene Ontology annotation, cellular component: plasma membrane.